AUUGUUCGAUUCGAUCUUGCGUUUUUUGAUUUUUCCCAAGAAGAACUUCGUGUGAGUGGGAAGCGUUUUUCUGCGAAGAAAACUAGUGUUCGUGUAUUUCGGCGCAAGGUGCACAACGUGGAAGAGUACGAUCGAGUGAUUGGCUUCUUUCCAGAGCAACGUAAUCCUUUAUUCGACCGAAGAUGAGCACACCGGUGAAGAAAGUGCCCAUUCACCUGCAGAGUUCGCAGAACAGGCUGCUGAUCAAGAAUGGAAACGUCGUGAACGAGGAUGGCAUUACCGGCACCGACGUUUACAUCGAAGACGGUAUCAUUAAGCAAAUGGGACGCAAUCUGAUAAUACCGGGUGGCACGAGAAUCAUCGACGCGUGUCAGAAGUUUGUGAUGCCCGGUGGCAUAGAUCCCCACACCCAUUUCGAGCUGGAGCUGAUGGGAGCGAAGACCGUCGACGAUUUCUACCAGGGCACGAAGGCGGCUGUAGCCGGUGGCACCACGAUGAUCAUGGACUUCGUCAUCCCCAAGAAGGACGAGUCUCUGUUAGAGGCGUACAAUAGGUACAGAGAGACCGCCGACCAGAAAGUCUGCUGCGAUUAUUCGCUCCAUGUCGCCAUCACGUCUUGGAAUCCAAAAGUCAAAGAGGAAAUGGAGACGUUGGCGAAGGAACACGGGGUCAACAGCUUCAAGGUGUUCAUGGCUUACCGGGACAUGUAUAUGCUCAGGGACUACGAACUGAUCGAGGUGUUCAAGGCGUGCAAGGAGCUGGAAGCCAUCGCCAUGGUCCACGCCGAAAAUGGCGAUAUUAUUGCAGAGAACACGAAACGAUUGCUCGAGGCUGGAGUUACAGGGCCGGAGGGCCACGAAAUGUCACGGCCCGAGGAAGUCGAAGCCGAAGCUGUACAUAGGGCGUGCGUUAUAGCCAGCCAGGUGAAUUGUCCACUGUAUGUAGUGCAUGUGAUGAGUCGUAGCGCCGCGGAGGCAUUGAUUGCUGCUCGUGUGAAUGGCGUUUGCGUCUUCGGCGAGACCUUGGCAGCCGCAGUCGGCACAGAUGGCACAAACUAUGCGCACAAAUGUUGGAGACACGCCGCGGGUCACGUUCUGAGUCCACCUCUGAGGCCAGAUCCAGACACACCUAAAAUCCUCCUGAAUAUGUUGGCCAAAGACUACCUCCAGGUCGUUGGUAGCGACAAUUGCACCUUCAACGCGGACCAAAAGGCUCUGGGCAAAGACGACUUCUCGAAGAUCCCGAACGGCGUGAACGGCGUCGAAGAUAGAAUGUCGGUCGUCUGGCAAAAGGGUUACCACAAUGGAACAAUGGACGCCGCGAGAUUCGUGGCAGUGACCAGCACGAACGCCGCGAAGAUCUUCAACUUGUACCCGAAGAAAGGAUUGAUAGCGGUCGGUUCAGACGCCGAUAUCGUCAUCUUGAAUCCGUUCAAGGAUCGUACGAUCUCCGCCGAGACUCACGUACAGGCUGUCGACUUCAACAUCUUCGAGGGAAUGGAGAUCGAAGGAGCAAUAGAGUACGUAAUAGUGGGAGGACGCGUCUGCGUGGACGAGUACGAACUGAAGGCUGUCCACGGUUUUGGAAAGUUCGUGGAGACCCCAUGCCACAACGAAUACGUAUAUGAUAUGGUAAAGAUUAGGGAAAAGAGACCGCGUGGUGUGGUGCGGAACGACGUCGAGGCGAAGAAAUACGCCGAGGAGGACGCCGCCAUUGCGAAGGCGAAGGAACAGGCUAGAGCAGCGGCGCUAGCCAAGGCUCAUCAGAUGAACAACAGUUCCCCGAGCCCGAAACCGAAAAUAAAGAUGCCCGAUUGCGUACCUACGUUACCAGAUUCGGCAGUGGUUACGCCAUCGUCGAAAGGUCCUCGACUAGAAGGGCAAAGAAAUUUGCAAGACACCACUUUCUCCAUCAGCGAUGACGUAGAGGAGGCGAGAAGAGCCUGUAUCCGCGUGAACAAUCCACCGGGUGGUCGCAGUGCAGGAGGUUUUUGGUAAUUUAUGAAAAAAAGUGAUCAAGGUUCGCUUUUGCAUAUAGGGAUUUUUUAUUACUAAGAACGGUGGAAAUCCCUCUCCCCCUGAUCACCCUCCUUCUCAUUCACAUACACACACAUUACGCAUCCGCAUUUUUCCUUAAUUCUGUUUCACGUGAGAAUUGUCAGCCCGCUUUUCAGGUUCGCUACUCACCAAAUAUUACGAUUUUAAGUUUAGUUCGUUUUGCAAUUGACGUUAUAUUCCCGUCGUAUCAAGGUCUGUUCCAUUAAAGGAGGAUUCGGAAGCCACUGCUAAGUAGAGAGUGUACGUUCAUAUUCGUGUGUCGCUCCAUUUCUCGCUUCAUUAUCGUUUCAUUGCCGCUCUGUGUAUCCGUGCGCUUCGUUCUUUGACCUUGGACAGUUGGCGCGUUCCACGUGGUUCGCGUUUCUUCGACGAUGGACUUUUGCGUGCAAUAGACGAAAGAACUCGUUCGUGUAGCUGGGUCGUUCAUUGUGUGUUGGUACGUGAGUCUUUUGAUUGUGCUCUACGUGAAUAGUAACUCGAAUGCUCGUGUAACUGUAUUUACAAUUAAUAAGAGCAAUUGAUACGAACGCGCUUAGUACACAAACGUUUAGUAUUUUUGUUCCAAAGACGAUCACCAUUGUUAAAUACAGUUACGCAAUAGUUUGAACUUGUGCAAUUGGAAUUUUUACUGCGUGUUAUAAUUUUAUUAUAUUUGUUUCUUUUUUUCUCAUUAAAAAAAGAAAUGUUUAAAACGACGAGAUGGAAAAUACUCCAAGGUCAAGCUUAUGAGCUACUUAUUUAUUGCAUACGCAUAUACAUAUUACUCCAGAAAAUACGUUUGCAUCUGUAGAGCAAUCCUCGAUGACCGCGGUGUUCGUACCGCGAUUAUUAGUAAAACGUUAUCGUUCACGAAUCAUAAGUUGUACAUUAAACUGUUGUUAGUUAUUGUUAUGACUUUCGUUCUGUAUCGUGCGAUUAUUUGCAACGCCGACGCUCAAUGAGAUCACCGGGUGUCAUCGGUUACCGUCGAUCAUAUACGGUGAUGUAAAUAUUACAUGGCCGGUGUAAAUAUUACAUACGGAAUCUAUUUUGCUUUCGACCAAUCAAGGUUUCCCCAGCAUGCGAUCAUCUCAUGGGCAUAACGCGAUACAUUUUAUAUACACUAUCGAUACGUUUAGCAUUAAAAUCGACGCAUUGUAAGUUUAAUCUUAAGAGCCGAUCUGUUAUCGAACAGCGAUUGUUCUGUUUUUCGUCACGUUCUAAUGUUACGCAACGACAUUAAAACUGUAAUGUUCCGUUUCGACUCUGCGUUCUGCUCUGAACGUUUAUCGAAACAUUCGAACGUUCGAAAAUGUUCAGCGUGGUCCGCAAGAUCUUCAAAAAUGCCUAGCACGUGAACGAUAGCACGUAGGAACAUUAACUGAAUUACGACGCACAAAUCUUUAAAUAAAGAGACACAAGGCCGCUAAAAUUCUAGAUUAACCAACUGCCUAUGCCGGAAGUGAAAAAUUAAUGCGAUGCAUUAGACAGAACGCACACUUGUUGCUCACAAUUCUGGCUACAGAAUUUACCGUAAAAGCAGACACUUGACACCGUUUAGUUCGAUCGAAUUGAAGUCUUUUUUUUUUUUUUUAAUUUCUUAUCGACCUAAUCCUACAUUCCGAAUUUUAACGUGCUACGAAGAUUUGAUUUUCCUUCUAUCUUUUUUUUUAACUUUAGUUUGCGAAAGUUGAACACUGUUAUUUUUAUUAAAUCCUUGAGAUACGCACUGUUAACACACUCGUCUGCGAAAGUAAUUUUACCGGUAAUGGUUUUAAUGGUAAUAACGUUAAGAGUAAUGAUAUUAACAAUAAUAAUCAUCGCAUAAUAAAUAUCCAUCACGUACUCACUAUCGUGUAAGAUGAACGAGACCGAAGUUUUAUGAACAACGUACGGCUUGUCUGAGCUACUCGUAAACGACCAAAACUUUGGCUACCAUUGUAACAGUUGUAAUAUGGAAUUUACACUAUUGUGAACGUCGUGAUACACUUUUGGGACGAGAUUUUUUGAUCGCAUUUAGAUGAGAUAUCCGAGAGUUUUCCUAGUAGAUUUUGUAUUGAAAUUUCAUAAGCGUUUCUAAGAGUUUCUAUACGCGAAAUGGGUUAUAUUAGGGAUUUAAAAAAAAAAUAUGACGUUUAAUUAUUUGACAUAAUUUAGGCUAGAUCUCUAGGCUAUUGACCGCAGUUAUUUUAUCGAAACGACUCCACUGUUUCCCACGAUGCAUUGUUGUCUUUGAAUAAUUACAUAGCUGGAUGUGUGUGAUUAUAUAAGACUGCUUGAAGCCUGUUUAAUCGAGAAGCGGUUUUGUUUCGUCCGAAGUAUUACAGUUUGUUGAGAAAAUGUUAUCACCGUUCGUUUUUACCGUUUAUAGACUAUUAACAAUUUAUUGAGUCUUUAUCUUGCAUGUUACAUUCGCUGAAGAUACAUAAUUAUAGUUUGUUUUUCUUUGGUAAAAGUAACAUUCGCCGUCUUUGAUAACGAGGAUUUUUGUACCCGUUCGCCAUUAUAAUAAAUCCGCGUUUUGCAUAGAAGGGUUUCCAUGGGAAUUCGUUGAUCGCACACGCGGAGGCUUGGCAAACAGAUUUACCUUUAUAAAAAUAUAAUUAUCAAUGUGUUCACGUUGCGUGACCUCAAGUCGAGUAUUCGAAAGAAAUGUAUAGUGUAUCGAUAUAAUAAGUGAUAUACAGCUAGAGUACCUAUUUAUGUCUGUUACAAUGUAUGUGAUCGCUUGAAAUAAAAACUUGACAUCAAUAUUGAAUCGACAGGGUUAAGCCUCUUUUUAUCAUUUUAACGA
This is a messenger RNA of Colletes gigas, 4830 nucleotides long. RefSeq names its product dihydropyrimidinase (gene CRMP). Gene Ontology annotation, biological process: pyrimidine nucleobase catabolic process. The coding region runs from base 183 to 1997 and encodes 604 amino acids. The record is from RefSeq and is a predicted model, not a curated record. Lineage: Eukaryota; Metazoa; Arthropoda; Insecta; Hymenoptera; Colletidae. Gene Ontology annotation, cellular component: cytosol; cytoplasm. Gene Ontology annotation, molecular function: dihydropyrimidinase activity. The transcript has 10 exons.